Molecule: messenger RNA, 2160 nt
Organism: Zasmidium cellare ATCC 36951
Lineage: Eukaryota; Fungi; Ascomycota; Dothideomycetes; Mycosphaerellales; Mycosphaerellaceae
Exons: 4
Coding region: 1-2160 (719 amino acids)
Biological process (GO): nuclear DNA replication; protein dephosphorylation
Molecular function (GO): protein tyrosine/serine/threonine phosphatase activity
Source: RefSeq, a predicted model, not a curated record
AUGGCCGCCAUACUCCAGAGACCCGCACCGCUACCAGACCGCGCUGCCACGCCUCCUCCACAACUCUCAAUAAACACCUCGCAGAGAGGCACGCCCGCGCCCAUCCCCAACAAACACCUACCAUUCUGUUCGCCUGGUCCGCGCCCAGCGUCGCGUCAGCUCGAUACCCCGCCCGCAUCGCCGCCGUCUCCCACACAUCUGAUCGAGACGACCUCGUUGACCUACCCGCCCAAUGGCUUCGAGAGAGUCUUCAACGAUCCGCCCGUGUAUUCAAUCAACGCAGACAAACUAGCGCAAUCGCUCGACUUUCUCGCAUCCCAACCGCUGCCGUCCCCCAAGCAAGUCUUCCCGUGGCUUCACGGCUUGCACGCGGAGAACCAGCUGCAACUCGCCUUCUUCAUCGCCCGCAAGAAAUCUCUCUGUCGAACCCCGAAAUGCAUUCGCGGAAUCACCGUCGUCAAAGCAGGGAGCGAUCUCUCGCACAGCCGGAUCAAAGGUGCCAUUGCGCACGAAGAGAUCCUGCGGCCACUGCAGCAAGCCAGGAACAAGCAAGUCGAAGAGCCGGAGUUCCUCGACUCGGACCCCAGAGAUGGAUUCAGUGUGAGGAACUUCCAGAUCCAGGCGUGUAAGAUGGCGACCGUGAGCGAUAUUGUCGUGUAUGGCGAUCAUCAGACGCCGCGGGAAGAGGUGGUCAAACUGGCCAAGAGGAUAUCCAGAGCACAGGCGGCGUGGCAGAAGAACACGGAGUCUUUGACCACGCCCGGUCGGCUUUUUAAUACGUUCGUCCUGUCCGAUGACUACACCGUUGUUGAGUGUGAUCACCCCGAUUUAAUACAAUUAGAUUCGGAAGGCUGCAUGACUGGCAAAGUCAUGGACUUCUUCCACUGGGAGCGAUUGGAAAUGUGCUCCAUGUCUGCGCCCAGCGAAAUAGCACCAAACAUCUGGCUGGGUCCAACACCGGAUCCCAACCUACAACUGGGCCCCAAUGGAGGGCUUUGCUGUAACGACAACCAACCUGAGUUUGAUCUUUUGAUCGAGUGCAACGAUAUUGCACAGAUUCCGGACUCCAAGGCGUUCAAAUUCUUAGAAGAGCAGCUGGAGAGACGAGAUGUCGAUGAAAAUGUCGUCCAUCAACUCGAAUUCCCAGGCUCAGGAGCGAUCAUGCCACCCACUUGGUCUCAGGCUGAAGUUGACGGCCUUCUGGCGACCUGCGAGUGGAUGUACAAGCAGGCCAACAGUGCGAGCGCCGAAUUGAACAAGCGACGAGACAGCAAGCUUUCUCUCACACCACCGUUGGACGCGGAUGGUGACAGUUUCAUGCACAGCAGCUCAGGGACCGACUCUGGCAGGAAGAUACUCAUUCACUGCACAGACGGAUACACCGAGUCCUCGCUUCUGGCACUGGCAUACUACAUGUACGCCAAUUGCGUGCCAGUCCACGAUGCGUGGCUUCAGUUACACCGCGAAAAGGGUCGCAACUUCUUCGCGUACGGUUCAGAUGUCCACCUGCUCCGCGCGAUACAACCACGUCUCCUACAGGCAUCACCAAACCACUCUGGAGACAUCAGGCAACUCUGCCCAACACCUCCAGACUGGCUGGACAAAAUGGACGGCUCGCUUCCAAGCCGCAUCCUGCCGUACAUGUAUCUCGGAAACCUUGGACACGCCAACAACCCCAGCUUACUGGAGGAGCUCGGAAUCGGCCAGAUCCUCAGCGUGGGAGAGCCCGUGACUUGGCCGACGGAGACGAUGGAGCGGUGGCCGAAAGAGAAUCUGCUGUUCGUGGACAAGGUGCAAGAUAAUGGCGUCGAUCCUCUGACAGAGGAAUUCGGCAAGUGUCUGGAGUUUAUUGAAAACGGCCGCAGGAAGGGCACGGCCACGCUGGUCCACUGUCGAGUCGGCGUCUCGCGGUCCGCGACGAUAUGCAUCGCCGAGGUGAUGAACGAGCUGGGCUUGUCGUUCCCUCGAGCAUACUGCUUCGUCCGCGCGCGGCGGUUGAACGUGAUUAUUCAACCCCAUCUGAGGUUCUCGUACGAGCUCCUCAAGUGGGAGGAAUUCCAAUGCCAGAAGCGUGGAAAGCCGUUGCGUCGGGAACUGGAGUGGGCUACCAUUGCCCGUGAGGUCGCGGCUAUGAAUAAGCCGUAUUCGAGGCAGGGAUAG